This is a messenger RNA of Monomorium pharaonis (pharaoh ant), 1665 nucleotides long. RefSeq names its product ataxin-3. Gene Ontology annotation, cellular component: nucleus. The record is from RefSeq and is a predicted model, not a curated record. NCBI's taxonomy places the organism in Eukaryota, Metazoa, Arthropoda, Insecta, Hymenoptera, Formicidae. Gene Ontology annotation, biological process: protein deubiquitination. Gene Ontology annotation, molecular function: cysteine-type deubiquitinase activity. The transcript is spliced from 5 exons. Bases 264 to 1391 code for a protein of 375 amino acids.
ACACUCUACCGUUGGUCAUCCUGAGUAAAGGUGAAUUCUCGUGGAAACUUAUCUGGCACUUCCGGCAGCUCCGGACUGAUGGAUGCGAUGCGAUGGUCGUCGUUCGUUCGUGACCGUAGCCUGAAAAUAUUUUUGCGGAUGACGUUCUCUCGCGUGCCUGAGAUCGGCCGGGGGACAUUACGUUUACGGUUAUUAUUACGCGACUAAACACGGGCACGAAGCCUGUAUCCGUUAUCCGCGGUGUCGCCGGGGGAGCUUGUGCAAUGGAGAGUAUAUUUCACGAGAAGCAAGAGGGAUACCUGUGCGCCCAGCACUGCCUGAACGCGCUUCUGCAAGGUCCGUACUUCAACGCCGUGGACCUGGCGAAUUUCGGCCACCAGAUGGACGAGGAGGAGAGAAUCCGGAUGGCCGAGUCGGGCAUCGACAGCGAGGAUUACAAGCUAUUCCUCGAGGUAAACCAACCAUCGGGAAACAUGGACGACAGUGGAUACUUUUCAGUUCAAGUUAUUAGCAGUGCUUUGAAAGUUUGGGGUUUAGAGCUGAUUCCAUAUAACAGCACAGAACCAACAGCAUUACUGGCACAGAAUGAUCCUUCGCGGAUGAGAGCAUAUAUUUGUAAUUAUAAGGGACAUUGGUUUACGAUAAGAAAACUUGGAAACCAGUGGUUUAAUUUAAAUUCAAUGCUUAGCGGACCUCAGCUUAUAUCAGACACGUACCUCACAAUGUACCUAGCUCAAUUGUUACAAGAAGGUUAUUCUAUUUUUAUCGUUAUUGGUACCCUUCCGCAAUGCCCCGCUGAAGACGUUCUUCUGAAAAAUCCUAUAGUUGCGACGAAGAGCAGUUCAAAUGCAGAAUCAAAGUCCACAUCCAAAGGCAAUCGUUUGGGCACCAAGCUGGAGGACGAGAUUAUGAAAACUGCACUUGCAAUGGGAGAGGUGAAGGUCCCACAACCAUCCUCAAGUGCGACCAGAAACGUGUCCUCGCUCUUGCACAAAUCCGAACUGUCCACGGACGGAUCUCGCGAAAGGAUAAUCCCGAUAAGAGUCGAAGGCAGGGAGGAGAAGAGCGACGACGAGGAGGAGGACGAAAACGUGCAAUUGGCUAGAGCCUUACAAAUGAGCUUGCAGAACGACGAGGACGACAUGGACAAAACGCUCAAGUUGAGACUGGAUCUUCAUACUGACGACGGUAUAAAGACGACGCAUUUAGCGAACUCGGCGAACGAUGUGGACGAGGACGACGAGUUGAGACGAGCCUUGCAGCUCAGUCUCGAAUGCGUAACCGCCCCGUCGACGCCCGAUCCCGAGGAUCUGCGCUGGCGUCGGCUAAAUCACUUCGGCAUCUACUCGAGGACAUCCAGCAGUGAAGCUCCCGCGAAGCUGAACACUUAACAAUAAGCGCGAACUUUCUACACAAAUUAUCUGUUACUAAACUGACUCUGCUGUAAAUUAAUACAUUCGAGUAGUUGCGCUCGAGAAAAUACGUCACUUUGUAUACUAAUGAUAAGAGAGCAACAAUGAUAGGAGAGGCACCCUUGUCACAAAAUGAGAUUGAGGUACAUUUCCGAUUCCUCCGAGACCGAGUGGGGCUCUUGUUAACUUCUUGUUCUCCCUCUCAAUUUUGUUAUACUAAUCGUUCUCGGAAUAAAAAUGUUUGAACAAGAAA